AUGAAGGAUCUGGGAGAGCACAUGACACUCCUGCUACCUACAGGGCGGGUGUCACCUCAUCUGUCACCUGCUACAAACCCGUCAUCUGUUGCACACCUGGCCCCUGCGGCACCUUUGGUGGUGCUGAUCGGGUGGCUCAACGCAAGCCCCUCUGUCCUGGGGAAGUAUGCAGAAGUGUACACCAAUCGUGGGUUCCAAGUUCUCCUGGUGAGGUCUCGAUUCAGCCAUGGCACACAGCCUGCUACGGGACGUCAGCUCAUGACCGACGUUCUGGACUUCCUGAAGAAAGAAGUCUCCUCUCAGCCCAUCCUUCUCCACGUGGCCUCCAUGGGCUUCUACAUGCUCGGGUGGAUGGUACACCUCAUGAAUAUUCAUGAGGACAAAUAUAGUGCUGUUAGGAACAAAGUUGUAGGGCUGGUUUUGGAUAGCCCUGUUGCCGACGGUAAGGGAGCCUUCAAUGGCAUGGUUGUGGGUUUGACCAGUUGGACUGUGCUACAGAUGGUCAUAAGGCUUGCAGUCAAUGUGUACUACAUGUUUGCAAAACGGGUCGUCAGCAAGUAUGAUGUUCUAACAGACAGUAUAACAGGAAAGCCUAUUCUAGCUCCAGUCCUGGUGCUGUAUUCCAUGGAUGACCCAGUGUGUCAGGUGGAUUCCUUGCAGGUGUUCUUGGGAAAAUGGAGGUCACUGGGGAUUGAGGUAACAGAGCGCUGCUGGGGAACGUCGACUCACGUAGGGCACCUGGUGAAUCACAGGGAAGACUAUUUGAGCGCCUUAGAUGGGUUCCUUGCUCGACUGCCACUGAACAGGACUCCAACAUCCAAAUUAUGAUACAUAAUGCACUACCUAUCAGCAUAUCAUAAAUGUGCAAUAAACUGUUAUCUUCCACCUCCCAUGCUAAUCUAUCACAACCUUGUAUUAAACUUGAUGUGAGUUAAUCUUGAGGCUGUAUAGGAUUUUUAUCCACCAUCGGAAGUCUACUAGAAGGGCCCAUCCCUCCCCUUCCACCACCAUUUACCUCCCCAACUGAAAUCAGUUACCAAUUUUGCACCUGGGUGGAAUGAAGACAGUCAUGUAAAGCCUUCCCAACGACACAACAGCU
Messenger RNA from Branchiostoma floridae (Florida lancelet), 1099 nucleotides. Its product is annotated as transmembrane protein 53-like. The record is from RefSeq and is a predicted model, not a curated record. The transcript has 2 exons. Gene Ontology annotation, molecular function: serine hydrolase activity. Bases 1 to 828 code for a protein of 275 amino acids. Lineage: Eukaryota; Metazoa; Chordata; Leptocardii; Amphioxiformes; Branchiostomatidae.